AUGAGCAAAUCUGAUAGACCGCGGUUCAAUAUCAAGGUCGCUGAGACCAAGGACGAGAUCGAAGCAUGCUAUGAUAUCCGUAUAGAAGUCUUCGUUGUUGAGCAGGGGUUCCCAUUGGACGUUGAGAUAGACGACUAUGACAAGACUGCAACACACCUCUUACUGACUACGCCGGUCUCAUCCCCUCCACCCGAAUCAACCGCAUCUCUCACCCCAUCUCUGGAGCCUUCUUCCGCUUCGACAUCACAAAAGCCUAUAGGGACCAUCCGAUGGAAUCCUUCCGUGGGGAAAGUUGCUCGACUGGUCGUAGCGAAAGAGUAUCGGAAAUACGGAUUCGGUCGAGUAUUGAUGGACGAGUUGCACCAGCACGUCAAGUCGACUUCCGUGGACAAGCGGUCAGAACUGAAGACUGCAAAGGAGGUCAAUGGUAAAGAGCACGUCCAUCUUUGGCUCAAUGCUCAAAUGUACGCGAUUCCGUUUUACGUCAAGAUGGGUUACGAACAGGUCGGGGAGGAGUUCGACGAGGAUGGAGCGCCUCAUGUCAAGAUGGUACGAGAUCUCGAGCUGAUUUAG
Messenger RNA from Kockovaella imperatae, 573 nucleotides. Its product is annotated as acyl-CoA N-acyltransferase. The record is from RefSeq and is a predicted model, not a curated record. The transcript is spliced from 6 exons. Gene Ontology annotation, molecular function: N-acetyltransferase activity. NCBI's taxonomy places the organism in Eukaryota, Fungi, Basidiomycota, Tremellomycetes, Tremellales, Cuniculitremaceae. Bases 1 to 573 code for a protein of 190 amino acids.